Megalobrama amblycephala (Wuchang bream) is the source of this 1976-nucleotide messenger RNA. It is a transcript of the gene hgh1, whose product is annotated as HGH1 homolog (S. cerevisiae). The coding region runs from base 141 to 1274 and encodes 377 amino acids. Lineage: Eukaryota; Metazoa; Chordata; Actinopteri; Cypriniformes; Xenocyprididae. The transcript is spliced from 7 exons. The record is from RefSeq and is a predicted model, not a curated record.
UCCGUAAAAAAUGCGCGUAAUUUAUUGGAUCAGGAAUAUGUCAAUUCCUUAAACAGGAAAAAAAAAAAUCCUUCAGCAGGAACUGCGAUCAACGCACAUGUGUUCUGUAUACCGCGAACGUGACUGAGCCAAGAGCCAAGAUGCUUAGUGACGGUGAAGCUGAAGAACUGCUGUCAUUUCUCACUCUGGAGAUGAGAGCUGAUGUCAAAGGUCGGGCCUCGGAAUACGUCCUGGGCCUCACGGGAAACCGGGACGGAUGCCGUUACCUGCAGUCCAAACCAGACUUCCUCAAAGCGCUGGUGACUCUAACCUGCGACCCCUCCAUCGCCAUCGUCAAGGACUGUUUCCACGCCCUGAUCAACCUCUCAGCGGACGAGACUCUUCACCAGCCUUUGAUCAAAGACACGGACUUACUGGCCAAACUGCUUCCCAAACUACUGGACCCGGAGUACGUGUUUGCGGAUCGGAUCUGCACCAUCCUCAGUAACCUGAGCCGGCACGAGCGGACGUGCAAAGAGGUGUUCAGAGCUCUGCAGGAGCAGAACAUCGGGCUGGACAGAGUGGUGGAAAUCUUCUGCACGGAGGGUUUCAAUAAGAAAGCUUCUCUACACUAUCUGGGACCCCUGCUGUCCAACCUCACACAGCUGCCCGAGGCACGACACUUCAUUCUGGACAAGGACAGGUGUGUGAUUCAGAGGCUCCUGCCAUACACACAGUAUGAGCAAUCGACCACCAGGAGAGGAGGGGUGGUGGGAACGCUCAGAAACUGCUGCUUUGACUACGCCCAUCAUGAGUGGUUGCUUAGUGAUGCGGUGGAUAUUUUACCUUUUCUUUUAUUACCAUUGGCUGGACCAGAGGAGCUCUCCGAGGAAGAGAAUGAAGGUUUGCCGGUGGAUUUGCAGUACCUGCCGGAGGAUAAAAAGAGAGAAGAAGAUCCUGAUAUCCGCAAAAUGCUCUUGGAAACCCUCAUUCUCCUUACAGCUACUAAAGUGGGCCGACAGAUAAUGAAGAACAAGAACGUUUAUCCCAUCAUGAGGGAGUUUCACAAUUGGGAGAAAGAUCCGCAUGUGAUUUCAGCCUGUGAGAAACUCGUCCAGGUUUUGAUUGGAGACGAGCCGGAGGAGGGAAUGGAGAAUCUGAUGGAGGUGGAGAUUCCCAAAGACGUGGAGGAAAAACUGAAAGAACUGGACGCCAAAGAGCAGGAACAAAUGGAAAAGGACAAACAGGAAUCUGAGAAGAAACCAAAUGAAUCUCCAGAGGGCCUGGAGAGAUAAAUGGACAUCAAACACAAACUAAAGUUUACUUCUUAUAACAUCAUUGAAUAAAUGGCUCUGCAUAACAACGAACACCUGAGGAUCAUGAUGGACAGAAAAUGUUGUAAUGUCUUUCGUUUGAUUAUAAAUGCAUAAACCUGGUUUUGGGAUAACAGUUGGUUUCUAUCCAUUCAAAGCAGGUUUAUGUUGUUGACUAGCAGGUGGAGACCUGGUAACCCAUCUUCGUGAAGAUACUAGGUGGAAUGACCAGGUCACACCAUCUUAACAUCUACAAUGUGGUUUGCUGCUUGUCCACACUGGUCUAAUCUGGGUGUUCAACCACCUAAAUAAGCAUCAGCGGGUUGCCAUUUUUUGUUACAAAAGAUACUAGAUUUUCUAGCAAAAGGAGAGUAAUGGACCCUUUUCACGGACUGUGAUGAGGCGUUUUCACAGUCACAGUCUAUAAAUCCGCAAAUCCUAGUAAUGUUUUUAAUUUUCAUCAUUUUCAUGUUUCUAAUACAAUGGCUAAUGGGGUGUUGGAGAUAUUUUUUCCCUCUCAUAGAAAGUCUUGAAAAUGCUAUCAUGUGUUUUUUUCUUUUGCUAUUGGAGCAAAUGAGAUUACAAAAAUUAUAGCUGUCUAUGACUUCUGAGAACCGUGGAAAUGUGAAAAAGGUGCAUUUGCUUAACUAAAUAUCAUUUGUAAUUAAAUGUUUAAAUGAAAAA